AAACAACAGGCACCCAUAUCUUAUUUCUUGAUCUUCGUCCUUUUCCCUCACCUUCCACUCACCUUCCAAAAUCCCCAUAUAAAAUCCCCAUUUCUUCCUUCAAACCAAUACCCAUUAACCCCAAUGGCCCUUCCAAUUUCCCCACGAAGCCUCCGAUCCGAUGUGUACUCCUACUCCUACGAGGAGGGCUCGGGUACCCCUUUGGUCAUCGGCGUUGUUGCGUCCUUGAUCGAGAGGAGCAUGGCCAGGAACCAUCGGAUUGCCAAGAAUUGCAUGUCCAUGCCUAGAGAUUCCAGGUCCAGGGCCCUUGUUUUUGAGUGCCGUGAGGCUCCCGACAUGUCGAUUCAGUGUUAUUUGGAGAGGAUUUUUCGGUAUACUAAAGUUGGUCCUUCUGUUUACGUUGUUGCUUAUGUUUAUAUUGAUCGGUUUUGCCAACAAAAUCCUGGGUUUCGGAUCAGUCUUAGGAAUGUUCAUCGCCUUCUUAUCACUACUGUCAUGGUCGCUUCUAAAUAUGUCGAGGAUAUGAACUAUCGAAAUUCGUACUAUGCAAGAGUCGGGGGAUUGACAACAAAGGAGAUGAAUCAACUAGAGCUGGAUUUUUUGUUCAUGAUGGGAUUCAAAUGCCAUGUAAAUCUAAGUGUGUUUGAGAGUUAUUGUUGCCAUUUGGAGAGAGAAGUAAGCAUUGGAGGAGGAUACCAUAUAGAGAGGACAUUAAGAUGUGCUGAAGAGUUGAAGUCUAAACAAAGCCAACAAGCCUCAUUUAAUCAAAUGGCUCGUAUUACAUUGUAAAGAUCAAAGAUGCUGCCUUUUUUGUAUAGUUUAUAUGAUAAUAUAUAUUAAAAUGUCUUUGGUUCUUUUGAAUCAUUGUUUCAUUUGCCGACACUUGCUUAAUAUUUACUCAUGUAAUAUAAAGGACCUUAUUGAAUUAUUAUUCAAUUGUAUUAAAUAA
Messenger RNA from Cucurbita maxima (winter squash), 949 nucleotides. Its product is annotated as cyclin-U2-2. Gene Ontology annotation, molecular function: protein kinase binding. The transcript has 2 exons. Gene Ontology annotation, biological process: regulation of cyclin-dependent protein serine/threonine kinase activity. Lineage: Eukaryota; Viridiplantae; Streptophyta; Magnoliopsida; Cucurbitales; Cucurbitaceae. The coding region runs from base 124 to 789 and encodes 221 amino acids. The record is from RefSeq and is a predicted model, not a curated record.